AAGUAAGCAUAUAAAAGCCAAAUAAGUAAAGUAAAGUUCCCUGUUUGUUCAUGAGAAGGCCAAAGUGGUAUGUAUAUUUUCAUUUGUGUUUUAUAUUUUGUAUAUGUUCAUUUAUUCAAUUGUACACCACUUCAUUGUAUCACCAGUUCUACGGUGGACCUGUAGUGAAAGAAAGACUACAGUAAACAUCAGUUAAACAAGAACUCUCGAGUCUCCAUUCGUGAACAAGCCGGUAUAGUAGAACACUUCUGCUUCGGAGAGAGAAAGUAGAACACCUCUGCUUCGGAGAAGGGAAAGUAGAACAUUUCUGCUCUGGAGAAAGAAUUCCAGAGAAGGUAACAUGGCGGCCGGAAGAAGCUACAAGUAAGACAUGCUACACACGCUUGGAAAAUGCAUUGAAGUCGUCAAUAAGCAAGCUAAUAAGUAAAAGCUAAUCAAGAAAGCACUAAGACUUGUGUAUAGCAAGUAUGACAAGUACUUCCAAAUUGACAUUUACGCAAAAAGUUGCACAUUUGCCAACAAGAUAAAAGUCACUGUAUGUGUAUAAAGUGAAAACAAGGCAAAAUGGCAGAAGACAAGAAAGAUAUUAUCCAGCCCACUGAACAAAGCAGUGCAGCAUUAUUUGUGCAGGAUGAAAAUAAAGAACAGCAUUCAGAAGCUCAAGCAGUUGGAGAAGAAACACUUCUGUCAUCAAUGUUCACUGAUAGCACACAUCCAGAAGUUCCACGUAGAAGUCAGCGUGCACGCACUCUCACUGAAAAAGGAAAAUCCUUACAAGAAGCAAAGUUCAAUGAUUUGGUAAAGGACUUUGAGCGAAUUUAUAAGAAGUGGAAAUACCAAAUUAACAGUUUUAAAAGAAUGCUGAAAUACAAGGACACUGAUUUGCUACCUGAAGCUGUGAGUGCCAUAAGCGCUAUCAGGACUGAGAUAUGUGAAAUCUAUGACAAAUUCAGAAGUAGGGAUGAAAUUCCUGAUUUUGAAAUAAGAAGAAAAUGUGAUAUGUGCUGGCCUAUCACUGAAGCAGCCAGAGCAAAAGCUCAGUGUCUUCUGGAAGAAAAAGGUGAUCCAGAUAGCAUCGCCUGGCCUGACUCAGAGUCAGUUUUUGAAGGUAGUUCUUCAAGCGUUUCUUCUAUACUGACUCAUAAAUCAAAGUCCAUGUCAGGAAUGUCCCAACAGUCAUCUGUAGUUUCACUACAACAAAGACAAGCUGCAGCUGAAGUAGCAGCUUCUGAAGAAGUCAUUAAAAUAAUGAAAACACAGCAUCAAUGUGAAGAAGAAAUAAGAGAACUUGAAGUUGAGGAUGCAAAGAGAAGAGCUCAAUUUCUGACAGAAAGCACAACAAUAAAGACCAAGUUAGAGGAAAAGAGAAAAGAAGUGGAACUAUUAAAAGAAAUUCAAAAGCACAAUGCAGCUCAAGCCAGAUUAAGGGUGUAUGCUGAAAGUCUAAACAGUGAGUUUGAAGAAAAAUCUCCUGUUUCCAAAUCUGAAGUUAAACAUGAUAGUUCUCUUCCACAACCGUGCGUUCUCAAUGUCCAUUCUAAACCAUUUGUUCCAUCUCAAGUUGCUGCUCUCACAAGUCAGCAGUUUGCACCUCAACAAGCAGCUGUGCAGCAACCAGCAAUGACAACUGCAACAUCCAUUGAUCUCGUACAGACAUUGGCUGAAGCAAUCACGGCAAACAGAAUUCCAAUCCCGGCGCCUGCUAUCUUCACAGGUGACCCGCUGCAGUUUAAUGAUUGGAAACUGUCUUUUCAGACAUUAGUUGAUCGUAAAAAUAUCCCAACUCAAGAAAAACUUUUCUUCCUAAGAAAGUAUGUUGGAGGUUCAGCUAAAAUGGCCAUCGAAGGACACUUUUUAGUUGGAACAGAUGCAGCCUAUUCUGCUGCCUGGGAAAUUCUCAAUGACAGGUUUGGAGAUCCCUUUGUGAUUGGCAAGUCAUAUCGAGAUAAGAUUCAGUCGUGGCAUAAAAUCGGCACCAAAGACAGUAAAGAUUUACGCCAGUUUGCAGAUUUCCUAACAAGUGUUGAAUCAGCCAUGCUUUGUAUUAAAAGUCUACAAGUAUUGAAUGGCUGUGUAGAAAAUCAGAGAAUAGCAGCAAAGCUCCCUGAUUGGCUAAGUGCACGCUGGAAUAGAAAGGCGACAGAAUUCCAAGAUGAACAUAAAAUGUUCCCUGACUUCAGUUAUUUUGUGAAAUUUCUGAAUAAAGAAGCAAGAAUUGCAUGCAAUCCAAUCACUUCGUUGCAGGCAAUGAAGCCAAGUGAACUAGAUAAGUACACGUUCAAAGAGAAGCCAAGAGGGAACAAAAUGCGUAAUGCUAAAUCACUCAGCACAAGCUCCAAUGAAAAACCAAAUAUCACGUCUUUUUUGUAAGAAACCUGGUCACACAAUUCAUAAAUGUCGAAAGAUCCUCGAAAAGUCAGUGGAGGAAAGAGUUAAGUUUGUACAGUCUGAAAAACUGUUUUGGCUGUCUCAAGUCCGGUCAUAACUCCAAACACUGUACUUCAAGAAGUGUUUGUGACAAGUGCCAAAAGCCUCAUCCAACGUGUCUUCAUCAAGACAGAGAGAAAAGAGACAAAGAACAAAGACCAAAGAACAAUCAAGUAAGAUCAACAUCAAAUCAGGAAACAGUGUCAGAAGAACAAGAAUCCACACAAGUUACGUCUAACAGAGUAGUGCAACAAAGGUCACAAGGUUGUACUUCUUCAGUUAUUCCAGUCUAUGUCUCAACGGUGGAUGAACCAAAAAACGAAAGACUUGUGUAUGCUUUGCUUGACACUCAAAGCGACACCACAUUCAUUUUGAAGGACACAGCUGAGACCUUAAACACAAAGUCUGAGCCGGUCAAACUUAAGAUCUCCACAAUGACUUCUAAAACAAAGAUCGUGUCAAGCCACAAGAUGAAAGACCUACAAGUAAGGGGCAUGAAUUCCGAAACAAGAAUCAAGUUGCCAACAACCUAUACUCGAAACUACAUUCCUGCCAACAGAUCACAUAUUCCUACAAGUAAGACGGCAGAGAAUUGGUCCCAUCUGAAACAUCUCGCAAGUGAGAUGGCACCCAAGCUUGACUGCGAAGUAGGGUUACUGAUUGGGUAUAAUUGUCCUCAAGCUUUACUCCCACUAGAAGUCAUUAGUGGUGAAAGAGACCAGCCAUUCGCACUGAAAUUCCUGCUUGGUUGGUGUAUUAUUGGCUACAGUGACACCGAGUGUGCAUAUGUAGAUGAAAUAGGAGUGAGGCAUCGUGUUAUUGUGAAACGAGUAAUGCCAGCUAUUGAACCAAGUUGUAACCUCAAAGCUGAAGUGCACUUUGUGAACAGAAACAAAGUCAAAGAAGUCACUCCUGCUGAAAUAAUUAAAGUGUUGGAAAUGGACUUUGUUGAAAGAAGCAUAGAAGAAGAGUUGAUGUCACAAGAGGACAUGCUAUUUCUGACUAAAGUAAGAGAAGGCAUCAAACAAAAGCAAGAUGGUCACUUUGAAAUGCCACUACCCUUUAAGAAAGAAAAACCUGAAUUGCCAAAUAACAAAAUUUGUGCAGAACACCGGCUCAAGUGUCUAGAGCAGCGCCUCAGGAAAGAUGAGCGCUACUACAAAGAUUAUGUGGCAUUCAUGCAAGACAUCAUACAGAAGGGUGAUGCUGAAAAGGUGCCAGAAGCUGAGCUACACAAUCAACCAGCAUGGUACAUACCUCAUCAUGGCAUCUACCAUCCACAGAAGCCAAAUAAGAUACGUGUUGUCUUCGAUGCCUCGGCGAAGUUUCAGAAUACAUCUCUGAAUGAACAUCUCCUGUCAGGGCCAGAUCUCACAAACACCCUCGUUGGAGUUCUGUGUCGUUUCAGGAAAGGACAGGUGGCUAUCAUGUGCGACAUAGAGCGCAUGUUUCAUCAAUUUGAUGUCGCCACACAAGACCAGGACUACCUCAGAUUCCUAUGGUGGGUGGACGGUAACAUGGAAAAGCCACCGGCAGUUUUUCGUAUGAGAGUCCACUUGUUUGGCGCAGCAUCAUCGCCUGGUUGCGCAAACUUUGGAUUGAAACAUUUAGCUGACCAAGGAAAAAGUAAGUUCAGUCAAGCCACUGUUAAGUUCAUUCAACGCAACUUCUACGUUGAUGACGGUUUGCUAAGUGUGAAUUCGGAAGAAGAAGCUCUGCAGAUUGUAAGAAGGCCAGAGAACUAUGUGACACAGCAAAGCUGCACCUGCACAAGUUCAUUAGCAACAGCGAAAAGGUGAUUGCUAUUAUUCCAAAAGAAGAAUGUGCAGCAGGAGCAACAGAACUGGAUUUAGCACUGGGAGAGCCGAAGAUGGAAAGAGCCUUAGGAGUUCACUGGUGGGUAACAUCGGACAUAUUCUGCUUCAGAGUUGUCAUAAAAAACAACCCCUUCACCAGAAGAGGAGUGCUCUCCACAGUGGCCUCAAUAUUCGACCCACUCGGAUUUGUGGCCCCAUUCAUUCUCGUCGGCAAAAGAAUCCUCCAAAAAAUGUGUCAGGAAAAGCUGGAUUGGGACGAGCCGCUUCCACAAGAUCUCAAACCUGAAUGGGAAGCCUGGCUUAGAGACCUCCAGAACCUGUCCACAAUCAAGAUAUCACGUUGUUAUGUUCCGUCAACAUUCAACCAAGUGCAACAGUAUGAGUUACACAGCUUUUCUGAUGCCAGUGUAUCCGGUUACGGCGUGUGCUCAUAUCUAAGAACAGUGACGAAGUCUGGAGAAGUUCACUGCACCCUUGUAAUGGGGAAAGCAAGAGGCGCACCUACAAAAGUGACAACGAUUCCAAGACUGGAGCUUUCAGCGGCAGUGGUAGCUACAAGAACAGCUAGCUUUCUGAAAAGAGAGUUAGAAAUACCGGACAUUCAAGAAUACUACUGGACUGAUUCUAAAGUCGUCCUUGGUUACAUCAAUAAUGACGCAAGACGCUUUCAUGUAUUCGUUGCUAACAGAAUACAACAAAUCAGAUCAAGCACAGAACCUAGUCAAUGGCGAUAUGUCUCCUCAGAACUAAAUCCCGCAGAUCACGCAUCGCGAGGAAUCAUGACCAGAGAAUUAGUCGAGUCCAACUGGUUCACUGGCCCAUGUUUCUUAUGGCAAAAGGAACUGCCCAAAGAUGACGUUAAACUGAAAGAGAUUAACACUGAAGAUCCAGAGCUAAAGGUCACGCAUGUUUUCACAGUACAAGCAAAGGAGGAGAAAUAUGUCACUGAACGGCUGCAAAAGUUCUCAGAUUGGACAAGAGCUGUGAAAGCAAUCGCAAGAUUAAGAAGAUAUGUUAAGUCUGCAAAGAAUUCAAAAGUGAUGUCAAAUGAAAGUACUACAUUGGAAGAAAGAAAAGAAGCUGAAGAGUUCAUAUUACGCACAGUUCAAAAGGAGACAUUCAGCAAAGAAAUCAAAUCACUCAAAGACAAAAAAGAACUCAAGUCAUUUCAAUCAAAGUUGUACCAGUUAAGUCCAUUCCUCGACGUGCAUGAUAUCCUUAGGGUGGGAGGCAGACUGACAAAGGCAUCGCUCCAUCCCAACAUUAAACAUCCAGCUAUCAUGCCAAGAGAUCAUCACGUCUCACGUUUGCUCAUCAAACAUUUUCAUGAGAAGAUACACCACCAAGGUCGAGGAAUGACAGUCAAUGAAAUUCGUGCUAAUGGCAUCUGGAUAAUUGGCUGCAGUACUGAAGUUUCAUCAUUCAUAUACAAAUGUGUCAAAUGUCGAAGAUACAGGAAAUACAACCAAGAACAAAAGAUGGGCGACCUGCCAUCUGAAAGACUAGAAGCUACCCCUCCAUUCGCAUGCAGCGGUAUGGAUUGUUUUGGACCUUUCUGUGUUAAGGAAGGGAGAAAGGAAGUCAAGAGGUAUGGACUUAUAUUUACAUGUAUGUGCUAGAGAGCUAUUCAUAUCGAAGUUUUGGAUGACCUCAGCACAGACUGUUUUCUCAAUGCACUGCGUUGUUUCAUUGCAAUACAUGGCAACGUCAGUCAACUGCAUUGCGAUCAAGGCACUAAUUUCAUUGGUGCACGGAAUGAGCUCCUAACACAAGCAACUCAAGAGAAGGUCAAAGGUCUCGGGAUAAGUUUCGUCUUCAACCCACCUGCUUCAGGUCACAUGGGAGGAGUUUGGGAAAGACAAAUUCGGACAAUAAGGAAUGUUCUAAGUAAGCCUGUCGCAAUAUGCAAUAAUUCCAUUUAUCGCGCGAUAUAUAAAAAUGGAGGCGAUAACUUUUCCGCUGCGAUUUAUCGCCUCGCGUGCACGUGUGUGUGCGCGUGCGGCAGACGUGCUGUUAAUAGUUCGUUACCAACUGCGCAAAAUGCAUCUUCGUUCCAGGUCCGCCAAAAACUAGCGCCAGAGCCAAUUGUUCCCAUUAUAUCCUAUUGUUCAACGUAUACCGGCCGCGUCAGUGCUCCGGAGUGACUGUGGACCAUCUAUGGCGCGCCGGUGUUCGGCCAUUCCUUACUACGCGGCGAAACGUUCUACACAAUGCUCAGGGCGCUUGCGCAUGCAUUCACACGCAUGCGCACAUCUGUUAGAGGCGGCGAUUACUCACUAUUUUUGUUUUUAUUUAGUUAUUUAGAACCUUUUCACAGCCUCAAAGAUACUUUUUGCAUGUAUUACCCUCUCAUACUUUUAACCAUUGUGUUUUUUUGUGUUAGCUUUGAAGCAGUUGACCACAUUAGUCACGUAGCGUGUUUAAACCGUCCUUGUUUGAUAUAACUACAUUUAAGUAUUUUCUGCAGGCAUUUUUUUAGUACCUUAUUCCUGUAUGCAUCUAAACAAAACAAGUUUAGAGCGCACGGUAGUACUUUAGGUCUCAAAUUCGACUAAUGUAGGACGUUUCGCCGAUGUAGAAUAUUUUGGCAGAACACCGGUGUUGUUGACGUGCGGGCGCUCCCGUCAGGAGUGACAUUUCACGCGGGGCGGCUAUUUUUCGGCACAACGCUGGAUAUUUACAAUUAAGUCCGCCAAAACAUUGUUACCGACUUGGCUGCUACGAAUAACCUCACUUUGACAAAGAACAGCUGAAUGAAAUUACCGGUAAGAGCGCUGUGCUUCAAACUCGUCCUGUAUAUGAAAGCCCUCAUAUGCUGGUGUUGUGUAGUAAUGAGCAGACGUGACUUUCGCGGCGCUUGCUAACUUUUUUAAUGCGCGCACACACUAGAUAUCAUGAAAUGGCAAACUAGAUGUGCUACUUCCCAUGCCAUUGGCUACGUGAGCCCAGAGUGAUUAUGGGACAUGUAGUCCAUAUACUACAUCGAUGAAUUCUAAACUGUCAUUUGUCACAUGAGAUUAAGAAGGCCAAAUCAAUCCAUACCAGUGCCUAUAGAUAAUGUUGCAAGUAUUGUUAAUUCAGUACGUGACACAAAUGGAUUCGGACCAUAAAUAGGAUGUCUUGCUCAUGUAGUAAACCUAGCUACUAAGAGAGCUGUAGCAAUCAACGGUGUGCCCUGCCUCACUUUACAAACAGUAAAGAUUGUUCUCAGCACUUUUAUGCAAUUUUUUUUCAUAUCAGUAAGAAGUAAGCACAUAAAUAUUAUGCACUAAAAUGCAUGUUUAUAUGAUGGCAAUUUAAUUUUUGCUCGUUAGCAAAAAAAACAAACAAAAAAUACAAUUGUUUUUUGUUUUUUUACAGAGCAUUAAAUGUAUUGAAUCGGAUCGAAAAUCAUGUCCCUCGUAUCAAAAUUCGUACCGAACCAUGACUUAACUGUAUCAUUGCAUCCCUAUGGAACACCAUUGCAGAAGCUAUGACGGGAAAAAUUUUUCUAAAUGCUGAAGUUGUUAAGUGUAUUUUUUUUUUUUUAAACACAUUUUAUUUAUUCUGUGUUUCUGUGCGGUAUAAAUAUUGUUGUUUUUUACUUAAGAGGUAUGGUCUACUCUAUUGUUUUUAGUUGUGAUUUCUUAGUAGAUUUGAAUUUAAGAGUAAAUAUCGCGUUUAAAUGGGUGUACUUCAUCUAUUAAUAUAUACUGUAUUCGCACUGUGUUAUUGUAAAUUGGUUUAAAAAAUUGGGGGGGGGGGGCGCAAUAAUAUCGCAUAUCGCAAUAAUUUAUGAGAAUAAUUAUCGCACACUAAAAUUUGUUAUCGCGACAGGCCUAGUUCUAAGAGCCAUUCUCGACGAGUCAGCUUCAAGAUUGGACACUUCAUCAUUGAGAACCUUCAUGUAUGAAACUAUGGCAAUAGUGAACAGUCGUCCACUAACUGUUGAGUGCCUUAAUGAUCCUGUAGGACCAGAGCCGCUCACACCGAAUCAUAUUUUGACUAUGAAAUCAACAGUGAUCACACCACCACCUGGAGAAUUCGUCAAAGAAGACCUCUACCUGCAAAAAAGAUGGAAAAGAGUGCAGUAUUUGGCGAAUGUAUUUUGGACCAGAUGGCGAAAGGAAUAUCUGUUAAACCUGCAACAGAGACGUAAAUGGAGUAAGAACAGAAGAAACAUGAAGAUCGACGACAUCGUUCUUCUACAGGAAGACUGUCUUCCGAGGAACCAGUGGAAGCUCGCCAAGGUUGUAGAAGUCACAACCGGAGCUGAUGGCAGAGUCAGAAAGGUCAAGCUUCUGAUUGGUGACUCUAAGACUGUUUUAGAAAGACCGAUACACAAAACGGUACUUUUGCUAGAAGCUGGUUAAGGACUAAUAAAUGUUUGACUUUGUAAAUAGUUCAUCAUUGUAUAUUGUUUAAUUGAAUGUUAAGGAUCACACAUACUGUAGUAAUAGUGUGAUGGUGGGAGUGUAACAGCUGUCAAGUUGUCCCGCAAUUCUUUGUUUCGCCAGCAAGCGGAGCUGUUGAAUCGCUAAAGUUAAAUUAACUUUUACAAGACGUGCAACUUAAUAUUUUUUGUGUGCAUUAUUUUUAUUGUUUAUUGUCAUUUUACAUUUCUUGGAAGUAUAUUGUUAAUAAUAAUUAGUUGAAAGGUUAAACUAAAAUUGUUAAAUUUCCAAGUUUAAUUGCAGUGAACGCACAACCAAUCAGGUCGCGUCCUGUUCUCCAAGAAGGAAGUGAAAGUCCGAUGCAGCAAGCUGUAGCAUAAGCAGCACUAGCUCUUUGGAGUUGCUGAUAGUAAGCAUAUAAAAGCCAAAUAAGUCAAGUGAAGUUCCCUGUUUGUUCAUGAGCAGGCCAAAGUGCUUGCUCCGGAGGAAGCAUCACAGGGACAGACUCUAAAUUAUCUACUUUCACUGUCUGCUGUACCAUCACCAUCGGAACAAGUCUGCAAUUCCACAGCAUCUACCAGUGAACAAGGCACGUCUGCAGAUCUUCCAGAGCCAAAACCCAUGAGGAAUCAAAGAACGGACGACAUCAUAUGGCAGAAGCUGGAGAUGGUUGAGAAAGAACUUGAAGCUUGCAAAGGUGACGAGGAUGUGCGAUUUGGCUACGUUGUUGCUGAUAUGCGCCGACAAUUACCAUCACGUGAGAGAAAUUCUGUAAAAUUCAAAAUCUUCAAACUACUUCAUGAGGCAUAUGAGAAAUGUGAGGCAGGUGACAUCCCUUAACCCAUGUAUAUGGCGGAAAACACAAGACUGAAAAAGAAGUUUCUGCUCUUGCACUCCUCUCUAAAAGAAACUGUUGUAUUUUAAGCCAAAAGAACUGUUGUGUUUGAUAGAACAAUUUGUCUAAAUGCUGCCAUAGCAGAUUCGUGGCUCAUUAAGCCCCCAAACUAUUUUUAAUUUGUCCCUUUAACCCUGGAAACCUUCGUUUACAGAUGUCACGCAAACGCUUUUGUUUCAACAAGUUUCGUCACAAUGAAAAAAUUGGCGUCCGUAAUAAAGUCACGGACAUCUACCUCAUAACUAUCGCUUAAUUGUAUUUUUUUUGUUUCUGUUGCAUUUUCCCCAAUAUGUUAGAUGAUAAAUAAUCGAUCCAAACAAAGAGAUCUUGGAAAAAAAAAACGUUAAAAGAGUAAAUGUAUGAGAAAGAACAUCUCGACCACUCCUUGAUGUCUGCGAUUUCUGCAUUGCGACCCUUGUUAUAUUACCAUGUUUCAACCAUAAAAUCCCUCCAAAAUCCGGCUGUGGCCAUUCACAUCAGUUUCUUGACACUCGAUGAUACAUGCUGCAUGGAGUUUUUGGAGCGAAACAAGGUAGGUACGCGAUAAUGUCUCGUUAAAAUCAUGGCGUCUUUAAUUCUGCUCUCGCCUCCAGUUAGGGUUUUGCUGUUUAAUUUUUUUUUUUUUUAAAUGCCCUCCUGUUCAAAAAUUUUCUUCUCCCAGAAAAUAGAGAUUUUAAGCUUUACAGUGAUGUAUCACACAUGCAAAAAGGACAAUUUUGAAAUUUGGUCAAAUUGGGGGUCUCAGAGCGGAACUUCAAGUCACCUGAGUGUUUUCCGCCAUAUAUAUUUUUUAGGGCUGUAACGAUACAAAAAAUCCCGAUAAAACUGAUGUCAUAAUUCUUGACUUCGAUACACAAAACGAUUUUUUUUUUAUUUGAAAAAUACUUUAAAUUGAAUUAUUACUAACAUUACAUGGAAAAAAACACCUGUAAAUCGAACACUAAUAUGCAAAAUAAAUAAAUAUAAUUCCCAGCCCAUCCAUCCAAAAUAGUUAUUAUUUCGCUUUAGAGGGGUGGGGUUGCUUUUGCCUAAACUAAAGUAAGGGGGGGAAAAACUUUGUUAGGUAUUAAUGAAAAUUAAAUUAAUGAAAAUUAAUAUUUCUCGCAUUAAAAAUUGUUUCGUGUAUUGACUCGUGGGUCAAGAAUCGUGAUACGAAUUAUAUUAUUGUGAAUUUUUGUAUCGUUGGAGCCCUACUAAUUUUAAUGAGUCAGUUUUUCCCUGAGUAAUCCAAUAUACUCUGCUGGCCAAAAGUAUUGGCACCCCUGCAAUUCUGUCAUAUAAUUCUCAAUUUCUCCCAGAAAAUGAUUGCAAUUACAAAUGCUUUGGUAGUAAUAUCUUCAUUUAUUUUGCUUGCAAUGAAAAAAACACAAAAGAGAAUGAAAAAAAUAAUACAAUUUUACACAAAACUCCAAAAAUGGGUUGGACAAAAGAAUUGGCACCCUCGGCCUAAUACAUGGCAGCACAACCUUUAGACAAAAUAACUGCGAACAACCGCUUCCGGUAUCCCAUCAAUGAGUUUCUUACAAUGCUCUACUGGAAUUUUAGACCAUUCUUCUUUGGUCAACUGCUCCAGGUCUCAGAUUUGAAAGGUGCCGUUUUCAGAUCUCUCCACGGGUGUUCUAUGAGAUUCAGGUCUGGACUCAUUGCUGGCCACUUUAGAAGUGUCCAGUGCUGUCUCUCAAACCAUUUUCUUGUGCUUUUUUUUAAGUGUGUUUUGGGUCAUUGUCCUGCUGGAAGAACCAUGACCUCUGAGGUAGACCCAGCUUGCUCACACUGGGCCAGACAUGAUGCUGCAAAAUUUGUUGGUAGUCUUCAGACUUCAUAAUGCCAUGCACACGGUCAAGCAGUCCGGUGCCAGAGGUAGCAAAGCAACCCCAAAACAUCAGGGAACCUCCGCCAUGUUUGACUGUGGGGAACGUGUUCUUUUCUUUGAAGGCCUCUUUUUUUUUUUCUCUCUGUAAACUUUAUGUUGAUGCCUUUCCCCCAAAAAGCUCUACUUUUCCCUCAUCUGACCAGAAAACAUUCUUCCAAAACGUUUUUGGCUUUCUCAGUUAUGUUUUGGCAAACUCCAGCCUGGCUUUUGUAUGUGUCUUGGUCAGAAGUGGGGUCUUCCUGGGUAUCCUACCAUAGAGUCCCUUUUCAUUCAGACGCCGACGGAUAGUACGGGGUUGACACUGUUGUACGCUUGGACUGCGGGACAGCUUGAACUUGUUUGGAUGUUAGUCGAGGUCCUUUAUCCACCGUCCGCACAAUCUUUCGUUGAAAUAUCUUGUCAAUUUUUCCUUUCCGUCCACAUCUAGGGAGGUUAGCCACAGUGCGAUGGGCUUUACACUUCUUGAUGACACUGCGCACGGUAGACACAGGAACAUUCAGGUCUUUGGAGAUGGACAUGUAGCCUUGAGAUUGCCCAUUCUUCCUCACAAUUUUGCUUCUCAAGUCCUCAGACAGUUCUUUGGUCUUUUUUCUUUUCUCCAUGCUCAAUGUGGUACACACAGGACAGAGGUUAAGCCAACUUUAGUCCAUUUUAACUGGCUGCAAGUGUGAUUUGGUUAUUGCCAACACCUGUUAUGUGCCACAGGUAAGUAACAGGUGCUGUUAAGUACACAAAUUAGAGGCGCAUCACAUGAUUUUUUUAAAGGGUGUCAAUACUUUCCGGCCCAUUUUUGGAGUUUUGUGUAAAAUGAUGAUUUUUUUUUUUUCUCUCUUUUGUGUUUUUUCAUUGCAAGCAAAAUAAAUGAAGAUAGUCCUACCAAAGCAUUUGUAAUUACAAUCAUUUUCUGGGAGAAAUUGAGCAUUAUCUGACAGAAUUGCAGGGGGGCCAAUACUUUUGGCCAGCAGUGUAGCAUACAUUGCAGAAAAACAAAACAUCAGGCUUCGCAUUUAUACAGUCUUUCGAUGGGACUUAGCUGCCACUGUAAUGUCAAAACUUUUAGACUGUUUAUUGUUCGGUAAGAACUAAGAGUGUAACUGUGUUUGUAUUCAUCCAGUACGGUCACAAUACUGGCAUCACGGUUCGCUGCACGCAGUCAGACGCUUGAGAUAUGAAAUGAAAAAUCCAUGUUGGAGUUAGUCCUCCAAUCCCAAAGGCGUUAUAGGUAAUGCGCCAAAACCAAUCAACGGGAAAAAGAAGACAAACCACAACAUACGAAGAAAUUAUCAUCAGGAAAGUUAUGGCGAAUGUACUGAGUGGGAACUAUCAAAAGCAGUAUUACAAGCAUUUUUAAAGUGUAUUUCUUUAAUACUGUAUUUUUGAAUCAGGCAAUGUUUAUUUUGCUGUAGCCUUAGGCUUAAGUCAUUGAAACUGAGUAUUUAUUUUUCCACUAUUUGAAGAGAUGUUUUUUCAGUUUGGGAACCAUUUGCACUUUUUGUUUUAUGUGCUAUGCUCACUGGUAAUGGUUACAGUUAACUAUGUGUCAUCCAACAUUUAAAAUGUUUUAUUUUUAUGAGGAAAAAAAGUUGCCAAUCUGGCAAGUACUACCUGACUUUAACUGCUAUCUCAGUCGAUCCCUACAAAAGCGGAUGGUUUUUAUUUUCUAUUUUUGCUCAUAAACUGUAAAGAACGUUGGGACAAUAAAAACACAUUCAAAAGAUUGAUGUUUUCUUCUAUUUAUUUUGCAAUUUAAUAAGAGCUGCUUUUUAGUUUUAGCCAAUAGAACAAACUUUAAUUUUCAAAUGCUGUGUAAAAUAACUAUUUUGCACUCCAAUAAAGUACACUUUCACUACAGAAAUAAGAUUGAAGAUUAAAGAUAUAUGGAAAUUACUUAUACAUCAAAGAAAAAUAUACAUUCAGUGACACUGGGGAUGCACAGAAUGUUUUUUUUUGUAAUUAGCACAUGAUUAAAGAUGGUUUAUCUAUGACAAUAAAAUCAUAAUAUUUCAGAUUUUUUAUUGUACUUAUAUUAGUUAUUUUAUAGACUAAAUUUAAAUGAAACACAGAGGAAACAAUCCAUAACCUUUUUACCAAAAGUCAAUUAAAUUUAACAAAUAGAAUUUAGUAACCUGUACUCUUGAAUUUAUAAUAGACGGCAAUUGAUAAUACACACACAAAAAAAUAGUUGAAUGAGUAUUUAUUAGGGGUGUAAUGGUACACAAAAAUCUCGGUUUGGUGCGUACCUCGGUUUUGAGGUCACGGU
Molecule: messenger RNA, 13645 nt
Organism: Corythoichthys intestinalis (scribbled pipefish)
Lineage: Eukaryota; Metazoa; Chordata; Actinopteri; Syngnathiformes; Syngnathidae
Exons: 3
Coding region: 565-2370 (601 amino acids)
Source: RefSeq, a predicted model, not a curated record